Molecule: messenger RNA, 639 nt
Organism: Acanthosepion pharaonis
Lineage: Eukaryota; Metazoa; Mollusca; Cephalopoda; Sepiida; Sepiidae
Source: the annotation of a GenBank genome assembly
AUGCGUACACUCACAUCUACAUUGCUCGGCCGUUCUUUUUUUCUUUCUUUCUUUCUUAUUUAUUCAUUCAGUAAUUUUUACCAUCUAUAUUCCCAUUUUUUUCAUUCGGUUCCUUUAUUUAUUUUUCUUUCUUCUUCUGACUUCAGCUAUUCUUAUUCAUUUGUUUUUGUUUUCUUUCUUUAUAAAGUUUUCUUUCUUCCUUUCUGCUUCAUGUCUUUCUUAUUCAGUUAUUUUUUUAAUAUUAAAAUUCAUUUUCAUUCUUUUUCAUUCCUUUAUUCAUUUAUUUAUAUUUAUAUCCUUUCUUUUUGUCUUACUUUUUCCUUUCUUUCUUAUUUCUUUAUUUAUUUCAAAUUUAUAUUAAUUUUCGUUCAUUUUCUUCUCUUUAUUUAUUUAUUUGUUUCUAUAUUUCUUCCUUUAUUUCUUUCGUUUUUCUUUCUUUCUAUCAAGUUCCUAUAUUUAUUUUAUCAUUCCUAUUCAUUUUCAUUUCUUUUCUUUCCUUUAUUCAUUUACUUAUUCAUAUUCUUCUUUUCUCAUUCUUUCUUUCUUUCUUUCUUUCUUUCUUUCUUUCUUUCUUUCUUUCUUUCUUUCUUUCUUUCUUUCUUUCUUAUUCCGCCGGGACUUUUUACCAUUUACUUGUAA